CAAAGCCAAAGUGCCCCCUCUCCAUUACUCCCCAUUAUUUGUCCGUAUCUAUCUGUCUAGUGGGUUUUUUGUGUUUUGUUUUGUGCAAAAUUUAGGUGGCAGGGUAGGGUAAUAAUAGGUCUACAGCAUAUUUAAAAACAAACUUUGGACCCAUAGUGGGGAACAGUGUUAAUGAUCACACAUAGAUGUAGUAAGUGAAUUAUGUAUACAGAAACAAGGUAUGUCUUUUGUCAAGGUGAAGACAUAUAGAACAGGAUUUUAAGUAGCAUGACUGCCCAAAUGGCAAGAUUGUGAUUUGGUUUUGUUUUUAAUUCUGAAUGGUGCUGGCUAAAAUAACAGAAAUAUCAAAACAGUUAUAAUGGCCAUGAUGAAUUUUGUAUAAAAGUGAACAGGUGUUGAUCAUUCUGUUUAAAUUAAAUGUCUUUAACUGUAAACAAGUUCAGACGUAGAUCUCUCCACACAGAUACAUGGGGUAUUAAAUUUAUAUGGAAAUAAUUACUUACAAAAGUUAUUUUUCAAGUGGUUAUUUAAAGACAUUAACAUAAACAAAUUAGACUUAAUGAACAUUGACUGAAGACUGGAUUUCCUAAAUAGUUAAAUUCUGACAAACUUAACAAAAAGUGUAAGUAAUUAUCUUAAUUCAACAUUUUUUGUUUUUUUUAAAGCAUUUUUGCAAAUGCUGAGAGCAGAUUACUAUCUUACAAGAACUCACUGUUUUAAACAGAGCCCUGGCUUUUAGGAUGUGUGGAUGUGCUUAAUUUUGACCUAAGGAAUCCCAGGAGCAGCACAGGACUACAGCUCCAGCAGACCUUGUUGUGUUCCUCACUUUGACUGCUCCCUGGUUUUGCCCUCAUAUUUUUUUUUUAUUUUUCAUUUUGGAAAAAUCCAAUCAUUUUAUCUAGGGCAAAAUCCUAUUUUACCAUACAAAAAUCCUUCAUUAUCUAAAAUAUUCUCUUUCAUUGGGCAUGGUGGUACAUGCCUUUAAUCUCAGCACUGGGGAGGCAGAGGCAGGUGGAUCUCUGAAUUUGAGGCCACCCUGGUCUACAUAGUGAGUUCCAGAAUAGCUGCGUAGCUAUGUAGAGAGACCCUAUCUUAAAAUAAAUAAAUAAAUAAUACAAAUAAAUAAAAUACUUACUUUCUCUUUUUUCAUGACAAAAAAUAUUCUCAUACUUUCUUUAAAAAAAUCUUCUCGUGUUUAUGUGGAGAAGGGAACCAGUUGAGACACCCUUGCCUAUAUGGGUGAGGUGGUAAUUGCUUCUGGCUGGUGUGAGAAGGUCCUUGGAUGUGAACAUGGCUCAGAGUUCCAGCAACUGCUCUGCCUGGGGACUGGCAUUUGGAAAAUGGAUAUUCUGGGACUGAAAAGGGCCCAUGAGGCACAACAGUUGUGUCCUCCACAUGAUGGAUAAGGAAUGGGGAGGUCAGCGUGGACUACAGGUCCAUUUUAUUAGGAGCAGAUAGAGCUGAGGGAUGCGCCCUACUAUGAAGGCCCUUCCUGAGCCAGGAGGUGUGAUCACAUGGCAAGUGGCCAGACCCAGGUUCCUCCUACAGUGGUUCUCGACUUUCCUAGUGCUGCGACCCUUUAAUACAUUUCCCCAUGUUGUGGUAACUCCCCAAACCAUAAAAUUAUUUUUGUUGAUACAUAACUGUAACUUUGCUAUUGUUAUGAAUCAUAAUGUAAAUAUUUGAAAUUUCCGAUGGUGUUAGGCAACCCCUAUGAAAAAGUCAUUUGAUACCCUUGGGGUCACGACCCACAGGUUGAGAACCCCUGUCCUAGCAGGUGCAUUCAGGCAACCAGGCUGGGAAUUGGAGACGGACACUGAGAAGUGAAGGAAACAGGAAGCAGAUGGCUGCCUUCCCAAGGGCGGGGCCCAGUGUGUCAUGCCAGCGCUUGCCUGUCUGGGUGUAUUCCGUGGGGUCCCAAGGAAAAUGGAUGUGUGCCACCUCCACUGGCACGCUCCAGUCCCUGCUUGGCAUUUGGUUUACAGUGAUUCUGGAGCCACCAAUGAGUUACCUCCCCAGUCUGCUGCCCAGAAGUGGGAACCAUUCCAGACACUCCUGACUCUGUGGUCCCAGGGUAGAGGAGAGAGAGGCAAGGCUGGAGCUUACUUAUAUCACACUAUUUAAAGGUGGGGUGUCUGGGGCUUGACUCUUUGCCUUUCAGUGGAUCAAGUCCUUCUAAUGGGGGAAGAAGAGACUUUGCUGGAACCUGAGCUUGGGAACACAGCUCUGCUGUAGGGACCCUGAAGAGGAAACACAGUUGUUGGGAGAUCACAUCUUCCCGCACAAAGGUGCCAUCUCAGUACCAGAGACCAAAGAGCCUGUACCUGAGUAACAGCAGAGAAGGAACAGUUUAUGUGCAUGCUGCAUACAAGUCAUAGCAUUAAAGCCAGAUGCUCUUUCUUCCUGAUCUACAGAUGAAGACAUACCUGCUCAGAGAGGAUAAGGGACAUAUCCAGCACCCCGUGACUAGGGCCUAGAAAGAGGAGGAGCCAGAGGAGUAAUCUUGUGCUGCUGACACAAUGUCUCUUCCCAGUGUUAAAAUCUGCUUCUCUGGAGACAGCAGAAACACACCCCCCUGAACAGGGCCUACAUGGGUCCUGGGAGGUUGGGAGGGAAGGUCAGGGGACUCACAUGGCUUCUCUCUUCUGCAGGCUCAGGGAAGGUGUGCAGGCAGGUAUAGCUGUCUCUCCUGGAUGCCAAGAUUUGAGACCCAGAAGAAGUCUCCCAUGGCUCCUUAUCACAUCCGCCAGUACCAGGACAGUGACCAUAAAAGUGUCCUGGAUGUGUUCACAAGGGGCAUGGAGGAGCAUAUCCCCACCACCUUCCGCCACAUGCUGACGCUGCCCCGAACCCUCCUGCUCUUACUUGGAAUGCUGCUUGCCAUGGUCCUGGUGUCUGGCUCCUGGCUGCUGGCUAUUAUGUGCAUCUUCUUUCUGCUUCUACUCCUGCAGCUCCUUGCCAGACAGCCUUGGAAGGAAUAUGUGGCCAAGUGUUUGCACACAGACAUGGCUGACAUCACCAAGUCCUACCUGAAUGCACGUGGCUCCUGCUUCUGGGUGGCUGAGUCUGGUGGUCAGGUGGUGGGUAUAGUGGGUUGUCUGCCAGUCAAGAAUCCCCCAUUUGGAAGGAAGCAGCUGGAGCUCCUUCACCUGUCUGUGUCCUCACAGCACCGAGGACAGGGGAUGGCAAAAGCCCUGGUCAGAACUCUCCUCCAGUUUGCACGGGACCAGGGCUACAGUGAUGUUGUCCUUGACACCAGUGUCAUACAGCAAGGUGCUGAGACCCUCUACCUGAGCAUGGGCUUCCGGAGGACAGGCCAGUAUUUCAUGAGUAUGUUCUGGAAGUUAGUGGAUAUUCCUACAAUUCAAUUAAAGUAUUCCCUCCCUUCUGCCUAGGAAGUGGGGCUGGGACCUAUGCUCCUGUGCAGCAAGCAGGCCUGCUCCUCUCUAGAGGAAAUAGUGAACCUUGUCAUGUCAGUGUGAUGAACAAUAAAAGCUCCUUGCUGGUGCACACCAGAUUCUAAUGCAUGUGAUGGCUGAGGUGGGGGUUUGGGGGUUCUGCUGCACUCUGGG
Peromyscus eremicus (cactus mouse) is the source of this 3572-nucleotide messenger RNA. Its product is annotated as probable N-acetyltransferase CML1. Gene Ontology annotation, molecular function: N-acetyltransferase activity. Lineage: Eukaryota; Metazoa; Chordata; Mammalia; Rodentia; Cricetidae. The record is from RefSeq and is a predicted model, not a curated record.